Molecule: messenger RNA, 1743 nt
Organism: Thelazia callipaeda (thelaziosis nematode)
Lineage: Eukaryota; Metazoa; Nematoda; Chromadorea; Rhabditida; Thelaziidae
Source: the annotation of a GenBank genome assembly
UUUAUGGGUGGGCAACCGGGUAACAUUGGUUUCAAUAACACGGGUUCAUCAAUGCUUAGUGGAACGUUACCAUCAAGAAAUCUUUUCCAACCUGGACAGAAAUUUGAUCUUUAUGUAUAUCUGUCUGAUUCGGUGUGUUCGUUUGUUCAAAAGGCGCUCUUUUGGAAAGAAAGCAGUUUGACUUAUGGCGAUUGGACUUCUGGUCCAGAUGGUGAUGGUUCGCGUGUCAAAUCAGCUACAUUCCCUAUUCCCCAGUCCCUUGCCAAUAAUGGCUCGUUGUACAUACACGUUUUUAUCGUCAAAGAAAAUCAGUCACCUGAUCCUAGAAGUCGGAAUCAUCAUAUGGUUUCAUUUAAAAAUAGACCAAGAUUUCAGGUGUUAUACAAUGUACGACGAUUGAAUAAAUAUAAAAAAAAAUACUACAAGAGAACUCAAAAUCUUUUAACUGGUAAGACAGAGCAAAGCGAAGAAGAGCAGAAGAAAGCUGAAGUGAUGGAUUUUGAAAUACUGAAUUAUUGGCAUCCAAACUUAACCAUUAACCUUGUUAAUGAUCACACAGUCUGGCAGAGAGGUUCAUUACCAGCUCCUCUUGAUGAAGCUGUGAAAUUUGACCCAGUUGAUAAUACUUACAAACCUAUAUUUCUUUUUAAUGAUUAUUGGAACUUGGGAGCUGAUUACAUGGUUAUAAAUGACUCGGUUAAAGAAAUAAAAUUAUCAAUUAGAUACUCACCUAUAUCACUAUUUAAAUGGCAGUUGUAUGCAUCACAGCAGAUGCGUACAAAAUGGUUACAAAUGUUUGGUGGUGAACUAUUCGAGGAUGGAGAUGAUGACCAAGAUUCAAUUAAACAAGCACUUCUUGAAACGAAUCCAAUACUAUUAGGACUUACUAUUGCAGUUUCAUUGUUGCAUACUGUUUUUGAAUUCUUGGCCUUUAAAAAUGAUAUUCAGUUUUGGAGAUCACGCAAAACCUUGGAGGGUUUAUCCGUUCGUUCAGUUUUGUUUAGUGUCUUUCAAUCUGUGAUCGUUUUCCUAUAUAUUCUUGACAAUGAUACUUCUUGGGUUGUAAAAGUAUCCGUUGGAGUGGGACUAUUGAUUGAAUUGUGGAAAAUACCGAAAUGUGUUGAUCGGACGCGAAAAAUUUUCGGCUUUUUACCGAAAAUUAUGGUAUCUGAUAAAGGAUCAUAUGUGGAAUCAGACACAAAGCAGUAUGAUGAAUUAGCCUUCAAAUAUUUAUCAUGGGUGCUUUUUCCAUUACUUGGUGGUUAUGCAGUAUAUUCUCUUAUGUAUGUUGAGCAGCGUGGAUGGUAUAGUUGGAUAUUAGGAAUGCUUUACAGCUUUUUGCUCACGUUUGGCUUCAUUAUGAUGACACCUCAGCUGUUCAUAAAUUACAAAUUGAAGUCCGUGGCUCAUUUACCUUGGCGUAUGUUGACAUACAAAUUCAUUAAUACCUUCAUUGACGACCUUUUUGCUUUCGUCAUCAAAAUGCCGACAAUGUAUCGUCUGGGUUGUUUUCGGGAUGAUGUUGUGUUUUUGAUAUAUAUUUAUCAAAGGUGGAUUUAUCGCGUUGAUCCAACGCGAGUAAACGAAUUUGGUGUGUCAAUGGAAGCACCUAAAGGUGAGGAAGUAGUCGAAAAAGAAGAGUCGACUACACACACAAUUGUUGCAAAAUCUCUUCACCGGAAUAAUUCAUGUAGUUCAGCUAAAGCUGUUGCAGAUGUUACAGAAACAAAGAAAAAGCGCUGA